Messenger RNA from Solanum dulcamara, 1332 nucleotides. Its product is annotated as aluminum-activated malate transporter 13-like. The record is from RefSeq and is a predicted model, not a curated record. The transcript is spliced from 6 exons. NCBI's taxonomy places the organism in Eukaryota, Viridiplantae, Streptophyta, Magnoliopsida, Solanales, Solanaceae. Bases 46 to 1323 code for a protein of 425 amino acids. Gene Ontology annotation, biological process: malate transport. Gene Ontology annotation, cellular component: plant-type vacuole membrane.
AAUAUUUGGAAGAAAUAUAAUUAGGAUCAAAUUGAAGUACUCAUCAUGAGUUCUAACGUUGUUCCUGUUCCAAAUGAAGAAAAUAUUACUAUUAUUUCUCAACACGACCAGAACAAAUUACAAAAACCUAAACUUUCCUUUAUUAAUAUUGUCUCAUUUCUCAAGGAAAGAUUAGCCAAAUUGGAUAUGAAGAAAGUAAUACAUAGUGUCAAAGUUGGUAUUGCUUUAGUAUUGGUAUCACUUUUGUACUUGCUUGAUCCUCUAUUCCAAACAGUAGGACAAAAUGCUAUGUGGGCUAUUAUGACUGUUGUUGUCGUCUUCGAGUUUUUCGUAGGUGCUACACUAAGCAAAGGUAUAAAUCGAGCGAUUGGCACCGUAUUGGGCGGAGGAUUGGGAUGUUUGGCUGCAAUUUUAGCUGAUGAAAGUGGUGAAAUUGGUGGCGCUUUAGUUGUUGGCAUCUCUGUCAUUAUCAUUGGUGUUGGUGCAACGUACUCAAGGUUGAUACCAAGUGUGAAGAAGAGAUAUGACUAUGGAGUUAUGAUAUUCAUACUAACAUUCAGUUUAGUAGUAGUAUCAGGUGUUCGAGCUGACAAAAUAAUGAAGUUGGCUGGAGAAAGACUCUCCAACAUUGGCAUAGGCUUUGCUGUUUGCAUAUUUACAACUUUCAUAUACCCUAUUUGGGCUAGUGAUGAACUUCAUUCCUCUACUGCAUCUAAGUUUGAUAAACUUGCCUCUUCUAUCCAAGGGUGCUUAGAGGAAUAUUUUGAGAGAGACAAUGAUAAGGGGAAAAAGCCAUCUAUGAACGUUAGUGGAUGCAAAUCAGUGAUGCACUCUAAGUCCAGUGAUGAGUCAUUGGCAAAUUUUGCCAAAUGGGAACCUUGGCAUGGAAAAUUUGGGUUUUCUUAUCCAUGGGAGAAGUAUCUGAAUAUUGGAGAAGUUUUAAGGGAACUUGCAGCAAUGGUCCUCUCAUUUAAAGGAUGUAUUCAGUCAGUAAGACAGCCAUCCCAAACGGAAAGAGACAGCAUAAGAGAGCCAUGCGAGAAAAUAGGGUUGUCACUUGUAACAAUUUUGAUGGAACUUGGAGACAGCAUAAGAGACAUGAAAAUAUGUCGUGCCAAAAUUUUGAUAACACAAUGCAUGAGACAAGAGCUAAGCCUCCUUGUAAAAUCAGACAAUAAUAAUUCGACUGAUGAAACUACACUUGGGUUGGCCAGCUUUAUUUUUCAAAUUUUAGAGAUGGUGGACAAGGUUGAAUUGUUGGCUACAAAGGUGGAAGAACUUGGUGAAAUUGCUCACUUUCACAACAAGAAAUUAGAUGUUUGAGUUGUUAUA